AGUUACGAAAAAAAAUAAAUAAACGACAAAUGUGAAUAACUUUAAAAUUAUGAGUCUCCAAAUUAACAGUUUAUUGUGCAUUGAAAACGAGUUAUCAGAUAAAUUGACGUUCUGUGUGUGUCCGUCUGUCCAUAGUUGUGGUGGAAAAUGCGUACAAGAAUCGUGUACUGAGUAUGAGUAACACGCACCUGCGAACAGCAUUCAAUUCAAAAGAGGACUACGGCAUCACACUUGACAUCCUUCGGAAGGAGUUCGACGAGCGUUGGCAUAACCAGGAGCCGUCACCCUACACCAAUCUCGAGGGCUACUCACAGCGAGCGAUCCUUGGCAAUGGCAGCUUUGGCACUGUCUUGCUUGUUAAGGAGAAGAAGAGCAAAAAUUAUUAUGCGGCCAAGAUGAUGAACAAGGACGAUUUGGUGCGUCUCAAACAGGUCGGACACGUUCACAAUGAGAAGAUGGUGCUGAGUUCUGUGCGAUUUCCAUUUCUGGUCCAUUUAAUCGAUUCCUCCAAGGACUUUGACUAUCUGUACCUGGUCUUGCCGUUUAUUAAUGGCGGCGAACUCUUCACCUAUCAUCGCAAAGUGCACAAGUUCAAUGAGAAACAGUCCCGUUUCUACGGCGUUCAAGUGCUGCUUGCUCUCGAGUAUCUGCAUCACAUGGAUCUCAUGUAUCGCGAUCUCAAGCCCGAGAAUAUAUUGAUGGAUGCUCGGGGCUAUAUCAAGCUGACCGAUUUUGGGUUUACAAAGCGUGUUGAGGGUCGAACGUCGACACUUUGUGGCACUCCCGAGUAUUUGGCACCCGAGAUCAUUCAGCUGAAACCCUAUAGUAGAUCUGUUGAUUGGUGGGCAUUUGGUAUACUCCUCUAUGAGUUUGUCGCUGGCCAUUCGCCGUUCUCGUUACACAGUCGUGACGUCAUCGUGAUGUAUUCGAAAAUCUGUCUGGCCGAUUAUCGAGUACCAUCAUCGUUUACGUGCAAUCUGAAGCAUCUGGUUGACUCUCUGUUACAGGUGGACUCCUCAAAGCGUUUAGGUAACUCACCGGAGGGCUCCGCAGAUAUAAAGAGUCAUCCCUGGUUUCAGGGCGUCGAUUGGUAUGCGAUGCUCAAUCAGGAAAUAUCGCCACCCUAUACACCGACAGUAUCCAAUAUUGAAGAUCUAUCAAAUUUUGACAAUUUUGAGCCUAAAUCUAAAUCGAAGUCCAAAAUAAAUCGCCAUCCCGAUUUGUUUACUAAUUUUUAAA
Drosophila grimshawi is the source of this 1239-nucleotide messenger RNA. It is a transcript of the gene Pka-C2, whose product is annotated as cAMP-dependent protein kinase catalytic subunit 2. Gene Ontology annotation, cellular component: nucleus; cAMP-dependent protein kinase complex. The transcript is spliced from 5 exons. Lineage: Eukaryota; Metazoa; Arthropoda; Insecta; Diptera; Drosophilidae. The coding region runs from base 174 to 1238 and encodes 354 amino acids. Gene Ontology annotation, biological process: peptidyl-serine phosphorylation. Gene Ontology annotation, molecular function: cAMP-dependent protein kinase activity; ATP binding. The record is from RefSeq and is a predicted model, not a curated record.